Molecule: messenger RNA, 1176 nt
Organism: Microplitis mediator
Lineage: Eukaryota; Metazoa; Arthropoda; Insecta; Hymenoptera; Braconidae
Product: putative phosphatidate phosphatase
Exons: 9
Coding region: 148-1098 (316 amino acids)
Biological process (GO): phospholipid metabolic process; phospholipid dephosphorylation; signal transduction
Molecular function (GO): phosphatidate phosphatase activity
Source: RefSeq, a predicted model, not a curated record
AGUCUACCAGACAAUCUCGUUGGUAGUUGAUGGUGCGUGAUAGUGUUGUUGGCCUCUUCUAGCUAGUGCCAAGUUAAAUAAAAUAGAGUUUGGAGCAGCAGUUUUUCAAGGCAGUAAUCUAUAAAAAAAACAUCUCCCUUGUGAAUCAUGGAUCGGAGUUCGAAGUUACUGUUAGUAAAAAUUAUCAUCGAUUUCACUUGCGUGGCAAUAGUUGGGUUUACGGUACUGGGAUUGUAUUUGUUUGGCCAACCCUACCAACGAGGAUUUUUUUGCAAUGAUGAAUCACUGAUGCAUCCUUACCGCGAGUCAACGGUUACCAAUACCAUGCUCUAUAUCAUUGGAAUCCUCUUGCCUUUAUGUGUGAUGCUUUGUGGCGAAUAUCUACACGCUAAAAAUACCAGCGGACAGUCGUCGAUGGUAUUAUUUGGUCGUGUAAUACCACGCUGGGUGGUACUGGCCUAUCACAAGAUCGGAUCAUUUGCGUUCGGUGCUGCGGCAACGGUAUUGACCACUGACGUGGCCAAAUAUGCGAUUGGUAGGCUACGCCCACACUUUAUAGAACUCUGUAAGCCAAGUAUCAAUUGCAGCUUGCCGAUAAAUCAUCAUAAAUUCAUAGAACACGAUCAAUUUACAUGCACUGCGUCUAAUGUCACUAAGAGACUGUUGAAAGAAGUCAGAUUGUCGUUUCCGUCAGGUCACUCAUCAUUCUCCACCUACGUCAUGAUUUAUCUAGUUUUAUAUUUACAAUUGAGAAUAACAUGGAAAGGUAGCGCGAUAUUCAAACACUUUCUUCAGCUUGUUCUUAUCUUGUUGGCAUGGGCAACGGCAAUGUCAAGGGUUUCCAACUACAAGCAUCACUGGAGUGACGUUCUCGUGGGAAUGCUUAUCGGUGUAAUCGUUUCCUUGAUUAUUGUAUUUGGGGUAGCGGAUUUAUUCAAAGAAAGACGAGAAUCUGGAAUAGCAAAUGCUGGUCACGGUGAUAAAUCGCGUGCAAUGGAGUAUGAUGCUGAAACAGCGAUGCAGGAUGAAUCAAGUCCACUGAAAAACAUUGAAACUUCAUAUGGUGGAACACAAAUCACUGAUCAACCCAAACAAUAGUCAAUUAUUAUUUAUUAAUUAAUCAAUUUAUUUAUUAAUUAUUAGUUCUUUUAUACAAAGUAUUUUAAAAGCUUAUUA